Molecule: messenger RNA, 1851 nt
Organism: Cutaneotrichosporon cavernicola
Lineage: Eukaryota; Fungi; Basidiomycota; Tremellomycetes; Trichosporonales; Trichosporonaceae
Exons: 4
Coding region: 1-1851 (616 amino acids)
Biological process (GO): protein K48-linked ubiquitination; ubiquitin-dependent protein catabolic process
Cellular component (GO): cytosol; ubiquitin ligase complex; cell division site
Molecular function (GO): ubiquitin protein ligase activity; protein binding
Source: RefSeq, a predicted model, not a curated record
AUGCCACGCAGCAACCCUUCACCUCCAGGCCACGACAUGGCGAUGCCCGCAACGAGCAUGAUGGCCAGCAACCGCGCGGCCUCGGCGGACCGGACUGCCAGCCCGCCCGCGCGCACUGUGCCCGAGCGCCCAGGUGCGCCGACCAGUCCGCGUUCUAGUUUCCUAGGGAGUUUUAUGCGCGGCCGCUCCCGCGCAGCGAGCGUCACCAACACGCUCACGGGCGCUGUCAGAGGCAGAGUCUCCUCGCCGACCGUUGAGGCUCCGAACCCACUCGAUUCAGUGAACCGCACUGUGUCCUUGCCCACGGCGCCACAGACGGUCGAUCUUCCCCCGGUUGACCCCGCGCUCAGGCGCACACAUCGCAUUCGCCUUGUGCCGGUGCUCGAGUCAAACCGCUCAUUCUCGUUUGAGCCCGUCCAACGCGAGAUGGGCGUCAUGCACGUCCCGCCGGGCAUCGUGCCUUCCAUCGCGGCUGCCAGCAUGGGCACCGCGGGCCCACUCGUCAACGGGCGUUCUCCUCCGCUCCUCAUGAAGAUUGGUCGCUUCACUGACCGGGUGCAGCAGGCAGCCGCGGCUGAGGCAGCGGCGGCUGCGUCGGCAGUGGUCGCCGCCGCAAGCGAAGCGGCGGGACCGUCAGCGGGACCAGAGGCAGCGGCCGCGAGCUCAUCCGCGGCAAUGGUGGCCGCCGCAGCUGCACACGUGCCCCUUGUCGGAGGAGGUGGCGGAGAUUUGCUCUCGCCUCGCGCUGCGUUCAGGAGCAAAGUUGUGUCACGGUCUCACGCCGAGGUCUGGUGCGAACCAGGUGGCAAGUUCUACAUUCGAGACACGGCUAGUUCGUCAGGCACCUUCCUCAACCACAUACGGCUGUCGAGUCCCAACGUCCAGAGCAGACCACAGCUGCUCAAGGACGGUGAUGUGCUGCAGCUCGGUGUCGACUACCAGGGCGGUGCGGAGGAGAUGUACCGCUGCGUCAAGAUGCGCGUCGAGGUUGGUCGCGAGUGGCAACAGCGCGGCGCGUCCGAGUUCAACAAGAAGGCGAUCAAGCAGCUCACGGCGCUGCGUGGCGAGACUGACAAGCCCGGUCAGCCAGGCCCAUCACAAAGGCCAAAGGGCCGCGCCGUGUCCGACUGCUGCAUCUGCCUCUUCUCUGUCGCCCCGGCCCAGAGCCUGUUCAUUGCCCCCUGCUCGCACGUCUACCACUACAAGUGCAUCCGCCCACUUCUCGUGCAACAUCACCCUGGCUUCUCCUGUCCGCUAUGUCGCACGUACGCGAACCUGGAUGAGGACGUCGAGAUUGAGGACGCAUGGGACGCUGCGAGUAGGAGGCUGUCUGUGCGCUCGCGCCACAACUCGACCGGCUCAAUCCGGCCCGAGCCAGAGCUCGAGGAGGACGUGCUGGGCCAGCUGAGCAUCAACGGCGUUCUCGCCUCGGUCAACGGGGAUGACACGAUGGAGAUCUCUUCGCAUGCCAGCGAGGGCACGCCAGCUGUGAGCGGCACCGGUACACCUGCUGAGCCGGACGAAACGACGCCGUCGAGAGCGACCACGACGCCCAUGGCCAUUGGAGACCGCCCGACCCUGGACCGGCAGGACACGAGUGUGAGCGUCAGUCUCGCGCAGACGCCGAUGAACGACAUCUUCCUUUCGACCCUUGUCCUGAACAACACCACGCCGACGUCGUCAAACACGCACGAGACGCCGGGCGGAAGCGUGGCGGAGUCUUCGGUCCGCGCGACACCCGAGAUCCCCGAGGAGCCGGCCGCUGAGGAGCGUGCCACGCGCGCGUCGACUGAGCCCAGGCGGCGGCGUGGCAGCACCGAGAGUGGCCAGUAUCUCCUUCUUGCCGACUAG